UGCGGAGAUUUCCGAUGCGAACAUCGAUUUUCCGGAGGAGAUGGAGUUAUCGCCGGAGACGAGGGAGGCAGACCCUCCCGCUCACAGCCCCACCUUCCCCCUCGACCCAGCCUCGAAGAGGGGUCUUGUUUCCGAGGGCGAGCGAGAGUGGGACGAGGAGGAGAUUCCGGCCACGCCCCCGCAGAGAAAGAAGUUUCGCUCCCUGUUCUUCGGAUCAGCCCUCUCCCCCGAACGCUCCUCCCCGGUGGGACACGAGGUGCUGGCCACAGACAGCGACACGGACGCGGAUUGCUGACGAGCGGGGUGGGUGGGGCGGGAGACGGC
Molecule: messenger RNA, 324 nt
Organism: Hypanus sabinus (Atlantic stingray)
Lineage: Eukaryota; Metazoa; Chordata; Chondrichthyes; Myliobatiformes; Dasyatidae
Product: cell cycle checkpoint control protein RAD9A-like
Exons: 2
Coding region: 41-295 (84 amino acids)
Source: RefSeq, a predicted model, not a curated record